CCACCUUGCCGCAAACGCGGGAGCAUCGCGCGCCUGAAUUUAGCCCUUGCAUAGGAUACCUCGGCGUACUAAGUUUCGAGCCUCUUAAGCGUUCGGCCGGACCGGAAUCUGUUGCGGGAGGCGUCAUGAUUGGCCAGGCGUUUGUCUACGGGGCGGCGUUCACGUGCAUGUUGGUUUCCGGAACGAUACUUUCACCCCUGAUGAAAAUAGAGCCAGGAUCGACGUUGAAUCUGUACAAGAACGAGGACGGGAGCAUGCCGAGCGAGUACGAUUACACGAUCGUGAAGCGGGGUCCGCAGGAGGUGCAGGACAGUCCGGAUUCGAAGGAGAGGAGAAGUCAGAUGGGCUCGUCGUUCAUAAGGUUCGGACGUGGUCGGAUGGAGGGCAAUCUCGAGAACGCCGACUACACGGCGCUGGCUGGAGAGGCGGUUGACAACGAGUUGGAUUCGAGGAUGGCGCGUGGCCGAUCGGACGUCAUAAUAAGAUUCGGUCGAGCCGAGUCGAAGAACUUCCGCUCCGGAGUCCACCGGCUGACGAGGUCCGACCUCGCCAAGCUCCUCGAGAACGGCAACAACCGACACCCGAAGCUGUUCGGCCAAGGGAAUUACCGACCACCGCUCAACGACCGCGACAACGAUGUCGAUCGCGUCUCGAACGUCUGCUCGAACCUGCUCUCCAGCCCGGUCGACGCCGCCUCCAAAAUCGGUGACUCGGGCAACCCUUACGUCGCUGGAAAACUGCUCAGACUGUGCAAUCUUCUCGGCCUCGGAAUCGUGGAAAACGACGAAAACAACGGACGCGUUGUCAGGAGCAAAAUCAUUCGAGUUCUCGAAGACGCUCAAGCCGAGUCCGCCAAACGCGAAUAAAGCUUCGUUCCCCCAGUCAUUGUCGUAGGCGCGUUUACUCAGCCGGAUUCAUUCUUUCACACAAUAAAUAACAACAAAAAGACGCACGAGGACACGCGAACGUAAAUGGGCUUUCGCGAAUAGCGACAAUGCGAUGGCGAUUUAUUCGAAUCAUCAUCGAUUCUGUGUUUACCUCUGACACUCACUUACUCGAACGCGAAAUGUCACGCUCGAGAUCACGAGCGAUAACGCACUCACGAAUAAACGCGUGUUUGAGCGAGAUUCGAUUUUUGACGGAGAGAAAGCCGAGAACAGAGUUGAAGUAACGACUCAACGACCUUCCCAUUGUCGCUUCUGCCGCGGUUAAUUUUGUCUUUGAAUUAUCUCGAAAGUAAAACUUUAUAAAACUCUGUAGAACGUUUGUGCCGGCGAAAAAACAAUCGCAAUAGUUGCCUCCGAAAAGUAGUUGAAUUUUCGUUCGAGUCUCUGAUUCGCUCGCUGGAUUAUAUCGUCGUUUCUUUCAUACCCGGAAGCCAAUGAAUGUUAAUUAGCCGAUUAGAGGGUCCGUGGCAAAGGAUAAAUGACAGUAGAUUUUCCGGCGUUAAUGAUCCGAGUCUAAUCCAAAGUCAUUGCUCCAGUUGACCGGGAGUAGUUGCCACGAAAAACUGAGAGAUUCGGCAACCUCGUUUUGCUCUCGUGUCGGAGAUUGUGCGAAGGAACUUCUUUGGAGCAUUGAUAAAUGAAAAUUCUUCAAACUGGUUAGGCCGCAGUCGCUCUAAAGGGAAUGAUUUUUAAAGCGAAAACGUCCAUGACACCCUGUGCAUCGAGAAAGAAUAAUUGGCUCAAUGUGAUUUCGCUCGUGACUCGAUUACACCUGUCCGAUCGAGAGCUUGUCCAUGUUACUCGUUAUGUAUUAAAGAGAAUGUACGGAAUGAUGUAUUUUUCGUUGGGCGCGCAGUGAUGCAAGAAAUAUUUGAGCUCGAGGAUUAGGCGACUUCGUUGUCGACGUCACCUGCUUGGAAGCUCUCAAAGAAAGCGCAUUACCCUUAAUAUCGACGUUCGAAAAUUCAUAGAAUUGUCACAUUACCGUCAUUUUCGCGAAAGCCUCUUUAUUAUAUUUAUUCGAUGUAUUUAGACGAGGAAAAAUAUAAGGAAAAAACAAACGAAAAUAUAUAGUCGAGCUGCAUGAA
Venturia canescens is the source of this 2035-nucleotide messenger RNA. RefSeq names its product FMRFamide-related peptides-like. The record is from RefSeq and is a predicted model, not a curated record. Lineage: Eukaryota; Metazoa; Arthropoda; Insecta; Hymenoptera; Ichneumonidae. The transcript is spliced from 2 exons. The coding region runs from base 126 to 866 and encodes 246 amino acids.